AUGAAUGGAGCUUAUAUGGCAAAUGGAUUAAUUCUUCUUAAUCUUUCUGGAGAUGUUCUUUACAUUAUAGAAUAAAGAUUGAGAGCUCAAGGAAUUGAUAAAGAAAAAGGUUAAUCUUUAUUUCUAUUCUCAUAGGAUUAAUUGUUUUGAAUGAUCUAGCUCUCAAGAUUUAUACCUAUCCAAAUCUUUAAAAAAUAUUCACUCCUUCAAAGACACUAACAGUUAAUGAAAUAUUCACAUUAAUUGAUCAGAUUGUUCAUUGCUCUAUUAUGAAACUUAAUGAAGAUAGUCUUUCAAAAUUAUUUGAUUUAAUCAUCAUGACAUUAAAAGCAUACCUUAUGAAAUCUAAUUCUCCAUAUGAAAUUUAUCUAUGUACGAUUAAGCACUUUGAUGUCAUUUAAGAAAUUGGAAUUAAUGAUUAAGCUAUUCAAGCUCUACUUUAAUGUAAAUAAACAUUUAUAGACAAAUACUCUAAAUUAACAUCAUUUGAUUAUAUGAUGAUCAGAGGAGAAAUUAUGAAGUUAUUGACAGGCAAAUUUACUAGAGUUUAAAUGUUUUUAAAUGAUAAAUCAUAAAAUCAAGAUGGAACAUUUUAAUAAAGAUCCUAUGGUAUAUCUGGAUAUGGUGUUGAACAACCAGGAUCAAUUAAAAUGAUUUAAAUUCCUGAAAAUUAUAAUGUUAUUUUGGCUAUUUCAUCUUAAUACAAAGAAAAUACAAGUAUUUCUCCUUUUAAAGGUACAAGUACUUUGGGUGAAAAUAUAUUCUAAAAUAAAGAAUCUAAUCAAUAAAAUAAAUAAUCAUCUAUUUUAUCAACCAAAAAUACACUUUAAUCAGAUUAAAUUGAUCCUUUAUCAUAAAAAAUUUAAACUUAAUCAUUAAAUCAACUAGCAUAAUUGAUUUAGGCCAAACCAAUCAAUUCAUAAGAUGAUAUUAAUCUUUUCUAUAAACCAAAUGUAAUUAAAUCUUCUAUUAAUAAUCAAUAAUUAGCAGAACCUAAUAAUUAGUAUCAAUCCCAAUAACAAAGUUAAAUUUUAAAAUAAAAUAUUAAUCAAUAAUUUGAAGAAACAAAUUCUAAUAUGAAAUCAGAAAUAGAAUAAAAUGAGUCAGAAGAAGAUGAUUUACUUGCCUUGAUGGAUUAAGCAGCAUUAAAAUGA
Paramecium sonneborni is the source of this 1154-nucleotide messenger RNA. NCBI's taxonomy places the organism in Eukaryota, Ciliophora, Oligohymenophorea, Peniculida, Parameciidae. The record is from the annotation of a GenBank genome assembly.